Molecule: messenger RNA, 7141 nt
Organism: Nicotiana tabacum (common tobacco)
Lineage: Eukaryota; Viridiplantae; Streptophyta; Magnoliopsida; Solanales; Solanaceae
Source: RefSeq, a predicted model, not a curated record
UUUUCUUCCUUCUCUCUUCUCUCUCUCACUUAAACUUCCCCCACCCAAACCCACUGCUGCCACCAACCAGCGGCACCAUCGGCGCUCUGUCGAGACUCCGUCUCCACUGCCACCAACCUGCUGAAGCUCCGUCUCCACUGCCCGGUAAAUUCUCUUUGACUGUUUAAAAUUUUUAUUAAAUCACAUCAGAUUUGUGUGUCUCUAAUUUUUAUUAAGAUGCCAAAAGUUUAUACGAAACUAAAGAGACAAUUGGAUACCCAUUCUGAUCCUUUCUUGUGCAUUGCUACCUUCUACAGUUGUCCAUAUUAUCCGUCUUUUUUGCUUUUACAAUUUGCACACUCCUAACAAUAUAUUUUAUGGAAUUAAUUACACUAAUAUUUGUUUAAACUAUUUUUUAUCUCUAUUAACUGUCGUACUUAAUUAACAAUCACUAGUUAGAACAGUAAGAGCAGAUUUGAGAAAAAUACUACUCCUAUUAGAUGGCCUUUUUUUUAAAAUGUCAAACAAUUUAAAACAAAUUCAGUUUAUCAAAACGACUAAUUUUGAGAACGAGACAAGUAGACUAAAUAAAUUGUUGAGGGAGAAAAAGGAAAUAGGACUUGAGGCCCAAAGUAUACAAGCUUUGAUUUGUUCGGAUGGCCAAAGGCAUCACGUUGUAUCCCAGUGCCAAAAUUACAACAUCAUGAUUUUUUCUUCACUCACUUAUUUCUUUUUAUAGUAGAAGAAGCUCUUCUUUCUUCCAUACACGUCUUUCCUGUAUAAUGUAUUUUUAUGUUAAAAUAAUGUAUUUUUCUUUUUAAAAUUCAGUAAAUAAAUGAGAAGUGUUCUUUGGAAUUAUAGUUCCAUACCUGGGGAUUGCUGAAGUCAGUACAUAGAUUUACUAAAAGAAGGCUGUCAUAGUUCAUCAAGUUCCUUUUUUCAUAUUAUUUCAGCAAAUAGUUUGAUGUCAUAGUUUCUCUAGCAGUUUUAUAUCUUGCCAUCCAUGGAAUUACAGAUUAAAUUUUUUGUGUCGUCAGUUCUCAAUUGUUUACUAAGGUGUCUUGUUGCUGGAUAUUCACGUACUAUAUGAAAAGGAGUUUAAUAGCCUGAAUUAUACUACUUCCAUAAGUAGGAUCAAUAUAGUGGUAUUAGAAAACCUCUAUUUGCUAUGUUAUUGUUGUUCUGGAUCUUACUGAUGAAUGUGCAGUUAAAAUAAGAACAAGAACUCUAGUUUUUUUCUUUUAGUUGUUACAAUUGACUUGUUUUUUGAUGGAAAAAUCUGCUAAUUACUCACAUAAUUAGUUCAGUAUUAUCUCUACACGUAUAAAAGCAAUAAAAGUAAUUUCAAUAAAGGGUUGGUAAGACGAACAUGUGUGUAGUCUUGCUGUCAAAUUACGAGAUGAAUAUCAUAUGAUAAGAGAGUCAAAGCACUUUAAUUUAAAGUUUGGUAAGAGUUGGAGACUUCUACAAAGAAUUACUUCAAGUACAACUUGCAUGACGGGAAUUAUUUGCACUUUUACAUCAUGCACGAGCUUUUAAUUUCUUUAUUUUCACUAUUUAGCUGACUUAAUUUGAUUACCUCUUUGGUUAAUUGGUUCUAAUUUUGUGCACUACUCUAAAUUAAGCCAAUAAUCAUGAUUAAUUUUAUCACAAACCCAAAUCAUUGUUCCAGUAAAAUGAGAAGCAUUUUUGGGUGUCCCUGCAAACUCUGAACUCUGUCACAUGAAGUUUAAGCCAAAAAAAAAUUAAGAAACCAAGCCCCCCAAAUCUUGAAGUUCUUUAUACUAUUAAUCCCAUUUCUCUUUGUUUAUGGUACUGAGUUUUUUUUUUGGGUUCCAUUAAAAGUGAAAGUACUAGCACAGUGAACAAAGUGUAAAUAUGUUGUGGAUUUUGUUUUCUUCUGUUUUAGAGGUGUUGUCAAACUUGAUUUAUAGUUUGUGAGUCAAAGCUAUAUUGUCAUUGAUGAUAAUGACUCUAAUUGGCGCUUCUGUUACAUUUUCUCUUUACAUUCUUUUAAAGUGGUAGAUCUGAAGAUUCUGGUGUUGAAAGUGAUCUUGUUAAAACUCUUUAGACAGAAAGCUAAUUGUCUUUUGGAUCUUUCAGUUUUCAAGAUUAUGAUCCUUUUGUCCUCCUCAAUACCAAAUAAAAACACUUCCACUUGUUAGUUAUGACUAUUUCUUUUGUUUGAGAAAUCAUUAAUUAAUUUAGAUUAUAUGAACGUUUAAGAAGCUAUUCAAAUUUAAUUAGUAUAUUUAAAGACUUAUAGUAUUUAGAAUAGGGAUUAAUGUGAGAUUUCGAGUGUUAAAAAUAUUAUUUUAAAGAAUAAAAUAUAUUAACUAAAGUGCUUUGACACAAUGAUAUGUAUAUUUCUAAAAGGAACCUUUGAAAGAGUAUAACUUUGUAACCAGUUUAAAUAAAUCAAAUUAUUUUAAAUAUCUCAUUUAUAGAUUUCUAUUUGUGUAGAUAGAAUUUGUGCAUCGUAGAUGGAUAUAUAAUAGGAAUCAUCCUAAUCGUGCGGGGUUGAGGGAUGAAUUUAUUGAAGGGGUUGCUGAAUUUAUUGUUAAGGCUCAAACACUUGAUGAUUUUCUUAUUGGAGGAAGGAUUAGGUGUCCUUGUAUGAAAUGUAAAUGUGUUAAGUUAUUGAAAUCAGACGAAGUUAAAGUCCAUCUCUACAAGAAAGGGUUUGUAGAAAAUUAUUAUAUAUAGACUGCUCACGGGGAGAAUCAUGCUAGUUUAGAUGAUGCUAACUUUCAUAAUUAUUUUGAUGGUGAGGGUAGCCCCAUUUUGGAGCAUAAUGUUGAAAAUUCUCGAUACAAUGAAAUGAUGAGGGAUGCUUUUGGGACGUUUUCUGGGUUUCAAUCCGAACCAAAGGAUGAGGCUAAGCGUUUCUAUGAACAGUUACUAGAAGCUAGUCGUCCAUCGUAUGAAGGUUCGGUGCAUUCCAAGUUGUCUGUUGCGGUUAGAUUGCUAAGUAUUAAAUCGGAUAGUUCUAUUUCCCAAGUGGGCAUGGAUUCUAUUAUUGGGCUUAUGAAUGAACUUAAUCCGAGUAACAUUGACUUACCAAAAGAUUUCUACACUGCUAAAAAAUUAGUUUCUAAGUUGGGUCUUUCAUCAGAGAGAAUUGAUUGUUGUGAGAAAGGUUACAUGUUGUUCUAUAAGGAUGACACAUCUCUAGAGAACUGUAAAUUUUGUAAUCAGCCUCGUUUUAAGGAAGUCACAAAUGCCAAUACAAAAAAGAAAGUUCCAGUUAAAGCGAUGCAUUACUUACCUCUUAUACCUAGGUUAAAGAGGUUGUAUGCAUCAAUGAGCUCUGCUCCUCAUAUGAGAUGGCACUACUAACAUAGAAGGCCACCUGGUAUACUCUGCCAUCCAUCAGAUGGAGAAGCGUGGAAGCAUGUUGAUAGGGUUUCAUCGAGUUUGCUAGUGAAACAAGAAACAUUAGGUUAGGAUUAUGCACAGAUGGAUUUACUCCAUUUGUUGUCUCUACUACACCAUAUUCAUGUUGGCCGGUGUUUGUUACUCCAUAUAAUCUUCCGCCAGAGUUGUGUAUGACAAGUCCAUAUCUGUUCCUAACUUGUAUUGUUCCAGGUCCACGCAAUCCAAAAAGUUUGAUUAAUGUAUACUUGCAGCCUUUGAUUGAUGAGUUACAAUUAUUAUGGCAUCAAGGUGUGGAAACAUAUGAUAUAUCAACCAAACAAAACUUCAGAUUACAUGCUGCUUUGAUGUGGACUAUAAAUGAUUUUCCUACUUAUGGAAUGUUGUCCGGAUGGUCGACUGUUAAAAAGUUAGCUUGCCCUUGUUGUAUGGAAGACACUAAAGCAUUUACUUUGAAACAUAGAGGUAAAAAUACAUGGUUCAACUGCCACCGUAGAUUCUUGCCAAUGAAUCAUGAAUUUGGGCGAAAUACAAGUGCAUUUAUGAAGAACCGAAUUGAUUUUGAGGAGCCACCAGCCUGCUUGUGUUCAGAAGAAAUUUGGAAUAGAGUAAGGGAUAUGCCUAAAGUAAUAGAGUUUCCACCAUCUAAGAUACCAGGUUAUGGUGUCACACACAACUGGACUAAAUGGAGCAUAUUUUGAGAAUUACCUUAUUGGAAGCACAAUCUUCUUCGGCAUAAUCUGGACGUCAUGCAUAUCGAGAAGAAUUUUUUUGACAACUUGUUUAACACUAUUAUGGAUGUUACUAACAAGACCAAAGAUAACUUGAAGGCUAGGAUGGACUUAAAGGAAUAUUGUAGGCGAACUGAGUUGUAUCUAACGUACUUUAAUAACAAGAUACAGAAGCCCAAAGCCAGUUACACGUUCACUUUGGAUGAGAGAAGAGAGAUUUGUAGUUGGGCUAACAAUUUGAGGAUGCCUGAUGAGUACGCAUCAAAUUUAUCUAGGUGUGUUGACAUGAAAGAAGGGAAGUUGGCGUCAAUGAAAAGCCACGAUUGUCAUAUUUUCAUAGAAGCGUUAAUGCCUAUUACGUUCAAUGCAUUGCCUGAUCGAAUAUGGAAACCGAUUACAGAGAUAAGUUAUUUUUUUAAGGAUUUGUGUUCUAGCACAUUGAGGGUGGAGAACUUAAUUUAUAUGGAGAGUAACAUUAUCUUAACUUUAAACAAGCUGGCAAAAAUUUUCCCUCUUGGUUUUUUUGAUGUAACGGAACAUCUUCCAAUUCACCUUGCACAAGAGGCACGGCUUGGAGAGUCAGUUCAAUGUAGAUGGAUGUAUCCCUUCGAGAGGUAAUGAAAUUUAAUCAUUUACCUUUUGUAUUUGCUUUAAAGAUUGUUUUGUCUAAAAAUAACACUAUACAGUACUAUUGGCAAAUGUAAACGGACCAUAAAAAUAGAUCAAGAAUUGAAGGUUCGAUUUGCGAGGCAUAUGUGGCUAAAGAAACAUCUUAUUUCUGUUCAUACUAUUUUGAACAUGAUAUGCCACGUUUGAGAAAUAGACCGAAUCGGCAUGACAAUGGAGGCGAAAUCGAUCCUUUGGCAUCACCCUUUUCCAUUUUUAAUCAACCAGGUAAAGGAGGUCCAAAAAAUAGUCCUAAGUGAAGGUUGUCUGAGAUGGAGCUAAAGUCAGCUACAACACAUGUAUUGUUAAAUUGCCCUGAGGUCCAACCUUAUUAUAGGUAGGUAUAUAUUCGUAUAUAUUACGGACUUUUAUAUUAAAUAUACCACUGGUUUAACUAAUAAAUAUUAUAAUGGCAGUUACUCUGUGGAUACAUAUGGGCAAGAUGUUGUUUAUCCCAAGUUUUCAGAGUGGUUUAAAGAAUUUGUAUAUAAGUGAAGGUUUGCUCACUCUUGAGUACUUACAGCUCCGUGGAGGCUGCAAAAGAAGAAGAGGCGUUACAGGCCUGGAACAGUGGCUGUUCGAGAAAUUAGGUGCCUUCUGGAGACAUGGAAUCUUCUUAUUCCAGCUGUUCCUUUCAUCAGACUAGUUAAACAAAUUAGUUUCAAUUAUAAACCUGAGAUAACUCGCUGGCAAGCUGAGGCUAUAAUAGCUCUUCAGGAGAUAUGGAAUCUAAGGGGAAGGAGAAAAUAAAAUCUAAGAAGAAAAAACAAUCUGUUCCAACUUUCUCAACUAUGCCAAAUAUGAGUCAUCCUCUUCCUCAUCCUCCUCAAUCGACUUCAUUGUCAUCCACCAUGUUUACUAUCCCCGCUCCAUCUAAUAAUUCAGUUCAGUAUUAUUCUAUGCCUGCUAAAGGCGGUCAAAGUAACACCGUUUUUAACUUUGUACCCACAUCUUUUAUACCAUUAUCUUCACCGGGCUUUCAUGGUGGCUCACCAGCUGUUGUACCCUCGGUCUUUUAUGGUAGUCAACAUACUGACUCACCAGCUGUUUCACCCCCGGGCUUUCAUGGUAGUCAGCAUACUGGCUCACCAGCUGCUGCACCCCCGAGCUUUCAUGGUAGUCAGCAUACUGGCUCACCAGCUGCUGCACCCCCGAGCUUUCAUGGUAGUCAGCAUACUGGCUUACCAGCUGUUGAACCCCCGAGCUUUCAUGGUAGUCAGCAUGAUGGUGCAUCUUUUGUUGCUCCAUCAUCUUCCAGUCCAUCAUCAUCAUCCAUUCCCAGCAUAUCUAGGUUGGAUAUUGGAUUCUCUCGCCCAGCUACAUCUAGUGCUGCUUCUGCACCAUCUCAUAGAUGCAGGUUUUUGCCAUCCUUUCAAGCUACACAUUUGGUUACAGAUUCUAUGAAGCCAUUUUAUCAUGAGCCGUGGACUUCUUGGGGAAAGAUACCGUACAGCAUCAGAGAGCAAAUGUGGAAUCAAUUUAGGACAAGGUGUACAUGGCAUCCUCAGCAUCAAAAUGCAAUAAAUAGUAUUUUCGAGAAGAAAGCUGCUAUAAGGAUUAAAGAUACUAUGUGCGCUGCUCGAAAUUCCGGUAAAAUGCCGGAAUGAUUAAGAGAAGAUGUUUGGGAUAAACUUCUUGAGAAAUGGAAUACCCCAGAAUGGAAGGCAAAGAGUGAACAAGCAAAGGCAAACCGUGCCUCUAAAAACGGUGGCUCGUUGCAUACAGGAGGUUCAAUUACUUUUGAGGCCCAUAAACUAAGAAUGGAAAAGGAAAGAGGGUGAGAUGUGAGUUACGCUGAGGUCUUCGAGGAGUCGCAUAAGAAAAAGAAAAAGGAUGGUAUAAGAGAACACUGGGUGGAGACGCGUGCAUCAGACACAUAUGAAGAUUAUCAUAAAAGGUUGGAAGAAUAGCAACAAACUCAGCUUCCUUCAACUCAACCAACACCUGAUAAUAUGGCUUCAUUGUGGACAGAGGCAGCGGGUGGAGCAAACAAAGGCAGAGUCUACGGACUAGGAGUACAUCGACCUAUAGGUCAUCCAAACCCACUCUUAGCCAAUUCUUCUCCUCAAAAUCAAGAAUAGAUGGAAGAUAUGAGAAACGAAAUUCGUGGAUUGAAGCAACAAUUGGACUUCCAAUACAGAACAUUUGUUAAGAUGCAGAAAUUCAUGCGUAAACAUGGGCAUGAUUUAUCUGAUGAUGAGGAUGAACAAACUGAAUCUGAUGUGUAGUAGUUUAGUUGUGAUAUUUUGGUUGAUUGGUAAACUUGAAUGUGAGAAACAACUUUAAUUUAUGUAUUGCUUUUAAACUUGAAUAUGGGCUGCUAUUUGGAUGUUUUUAUGCCCAAAAUUGUUAGGUUUAAAUGUUGGUAUUGUUGGUUUAAGUUGUGUUAA